UCGUGCACGUUGCUUCUUUGGCCUGUGUCUGUUGCCGUGGUCAUCGCUCGGAGACACAGUCGCUAAUUUUCAGGCAGAAAAGACAUUUUCAGCGCGAGCAUGAGUGCUGGAGGAGGAACCCCUUACAUCGGCAGCAAGAUAAGCCUGAUAUCCAAGGCACAGAUCCGGUAUGAGGGGAUACUGUCCUCUGUCGACACUGAUAGGUCCACGGUUGCUUUAGCCAAAGUCAUUUCCUAUGGGACAGAGGACCGGCACACAGACAGACCGGUGCCACCCAAGGAUAAAAUUUUUGAAUACAUAGUCUUCAGAGGAAGUGACAUCAAAGACAUCACUGUGUCUGAGCCUCCAAAGCCACACCAUGGACUGCCCUGUGACCCUGCUAUUGUCCAGUCAUCUGUCGGCAGCUCCUCUGCCGGGUAUCACCCACGCUGGAGUCCAUACAGGGACAUGAUGCCCACCUACAGCCAGCUGGCUGCGAGUUCUCUACUCAACCAGCAGUACAAUGCAGCACUGAACUUGGGGCUUCAUGGCAUCCCAGGCAGAAGAGCCCCCAUGGUUGAGCAGGCUGUGCAGACUGUGCCAUUGGCCGGUGCUGCCCAGAAAAGAGGCAAGACUCCGACCCAGCUGCAGGGCAAACAGCCGGCCCGUCCAACCCAGCGCUCUGGAAGGGCUGGUUCACUGGUUCAGAAGGAGAAUGUACCCGCCAGCCGGGCACCAUCUCAGCCGAGUUCAGCCAAGAUUCAAGGCCAAGGCACUGAGAACCAGAAACAAAGGCAAAAACAAGGCAAUCGUAGAUCCAGAAACAGAAGCAGAGGCCAGCUUCUUGUGAAAAAUCCCACGGCCACAACCUUGCAGUUUGAGUCAGAUUUUGAUUUUGAAACGGCAAAUGCUCAGUUUAAAGAUGAUCUCACAAAGGAGGUUGUAGUUGAAAAGGUGGAGUCCGGGGAGGCCCAGGACAGCCAGGGUACACAUGAGGAGGAGACUCUGGGUGAUAAAUACUACGACAAAGCCAAAUGCUUCUUUGACAACAUCUCGUCGGACCUGAAGCCCAGGAGAACCACCUGGGCCGAGGAGAAAAAGCUGAACAUGGAGACUUUUGGAGUGCCCGGCCGGUUCCUGAGAGGCAGAGGAUUCAGGGGCCGAGGUCGCGGAGGGCAGAGCACCACUGAGCAGCGACCCCUUCCAAAAAUUGGAAGUGGAAGGGUGUGAAGGCUUUUUUUUUUUUUUCUUUGUCUUUUUUGUUAACAGUUUUGUAAAUAUUGUAGUUUUCUACUUAUUUAAAAGAGUACCUCCCCUUUUUCCCCCUAUUUGAAGCACUUGAAGCAAAGUUAUAUAUUUUUUUUUUUUCCCAAACAUGCAUUUGUGGGAAUUUUGUACUUUUUGAACUGUUAUGAAAUGGGAGAUAAAUUUAUUUUUAAUCAUGCAGCUGUAUGCUAGAAACACAUUUAUUUAUCUGUAAUUUUGGUAAAAUGCAUUAUGGAAUUUGUCUUUUGACAAGCCAGCUGCAUGUCAUUUUUGUUUUCCUGAAUGUGUUGAAUUCUUGUCCAACUGUCCAAAUGUAACUCCAAAAUACUUCUGGAGGACAGCUGUACUGUUUUGUUUUUUUGUUUGUUUUCCUUGCAUGUAAAAUUAAAACUGUGGAGGACUUUAACAGUUGCUAUUAAAUAAUAUAUAAUUAACCGAA
Molecule: messenger RNA, 1684 nt
Organism: Acanthopagrus latus (yellowfin seabream)
Lineage: Eukaryota; Metazoa; Chordata; Actinopteri; Spariformes; Sparidae
Product: protein LSM14 homolog B-like
Exons: 8
Coding region: 100-1209 (369 amino acids)
Molecular function (GO): mRNA binding
Source: RefSeq, a predicted model, not a curated record